AUGGACGUGGACAUGGACGUGGACAUGGACGUGGACGUGGACGUGGACGUGGACGUGGACCUGGACGUGGACCUGGACGUGGACGUGGACGUGGACGUGGAGGACGUGGACGUGGUCAUGGACGUGGACGUGGACAGGGACGUGGACGUGGACGUGGACGUGGACCUGGACGUGGACGUGGACGUGGACUUGGACGUGGACGUGGACAUGGACGUGGACAUGGACGUGGACAUGGACGUGGACGUGGACAUGGACGUGGACAUCGAUGUGGACGUGGACAUGGACAUGGACAUGGACAUGGACGUGGACGUGGACGUGGACAUGGACGUGGACAUGGACGUGGACGUGGACGUGGACAUGGACGUGGACGUGGACGUGGACGUGGACGUGGACAUGGACGUGGACGUGGACGUGGACUUGGACGUGGACGUGGACAUGGACGUAGACAUGGACGUGGACGUGGACGUGGACGUGGACGUGGACGUGGACGUGGAUGUGAACGUGGAGGUGGACGUGGAGGUGGAGGUGGACGUGGACAUGGACGUCGACAUGGACGUGAACAUGGACGUGGAUGUGGACGUGGACGUGGACGUGGACGUGGACGUGGAGGUGGACGUGGAGGUGGACGUGGAGGUGGAGGUGGAGGUGGACGUGGACAUGGACGUGGACGUGGACGUGGACGUGGACGUGGACGUGGACGUGGACGUGGAGGUGAACGUGGAGGUGGACGUGGAGGUGGACGUGGACGUGGAUGUGGACGUGGAGGUGGACGUCGACAUGGACGUGGACAUGGACGUGGACAUGGACGUGGACGUGGACGUGGACGUGGACGUGGACUUGGACGUGGACGUGGACGUGGACGUGGACAUGGACGUGGACAUGGACGUGGACGUGGACGGGGACGUGGACGUGGACGUGGACGUGGACGUGGACGUGGACGUGGACGUGGACAUGGACGUGGAUGUGGACGUGGACGUGGACGUGGACAUGGACGUGGACGUGGACGUGGACUUGGACGUGGACGUGGACGUGGACGUGGACUUGGACGUGGACGUGGACGUGGACAUGGACGUGGACGUGGACAGGGACGUGGACGUGGACAUGGACGUGGACGUGGACAUGGACGUGGACGUGGACGUGGAGGUGGACGUGGAGGUGGAGGUGGACAUGGACGUGGACAUGGACGUCGACGUGGACGUGGACGUGGACGUGGACGUGGACGUGGACAUGGACGUGGACAUGGACGUAGACGUGGAUGUGGAGGUGGACGUGGAGGUGGACGUGGACGUGGACGUGGACGUGGAGGUGGACGUGGAGGUGGACGUCGACAUGGACGUGGACAUGGACGUGGACAUGGACGUGGACGUGGUGGUGGACGUGGACGUGGACGUGGACAUGGACGUGGACGUGGACGUGGACUUGGACGUGGACGUGGACAUGGACGUAGACAUGGACGUGGACGUGGACGUGGACGUGGACGUGGAGGUGGAGGUGGAGGUGGACGUGGAGGUGGAGGUGGAGGUGGACGUGGACAUGGACGUCGACAUGGACGUGGACAUGGACGUGGACGUAGACGUGGACGUGGACGUGGACGUGGACGUGGAUGUGGACGUGGAGGUGGACGUGGACGUGGACGUGGACGUGGACGUGGACAUGGACGAGGACGUGGAGGACGUGGACGUGGACAUGGACGUGGACGUGGACAGGGACGUGGACGUGGACGUGGAGGUGGACGUGGAGAUGGACGUGGACAUGGACGUGGACGUGGACGUGGACGUGGACGUGGACGUGGACGUGGACGUGGAUGUGAACAUGGACGUGGACGUGGACGUGGACAUGGACGUGGACGUGGACAUGGACGUGGACGUGGACGUGGACUUGGACGUGGACGUGGACGUGGACGUGGACGUGGACGUGGACAUGGACUUGGACGUGGACUUGGACGUGGACGUGGACGUGGACGUAGACAUGGACGUGGACGUGGACGUGGAGGUGCACGUGGAGGUGGACGUGGACGUGGACGUGGACGUGGACGUGGACGUGGAGGUGGACGUAGAGGUGGACGUGGAGGUGGACGUGGACGUGGACGUGGAGAUGGACGUGGAGGUGGACGUGGACGUGGAUGUGGACGUGGACGUGGAGGUGGAGGUGGAGGUGGACGUGGACAUGGACGUGGACAUGGACGUGGACGUGGACGUGGAGGUGGACGUGGAGGUGGACGUGGACGUGGACGUGGACGUGGGCGUGGAGGUGGACGUGGAGGUGGACGUCGACAUGGACGUGGACAUGGACGUGGACUUGGACGUGGACGUGGACGUGGACGUGGACGUGGACGUGGACGUGGACAUGGACGUGGACGUGGACUUGGACGUGGACGUGGACAUGGACGUAGACAUGGACGUGGACGUGGACGUGGACGUGGAGGUGGAGGUGAAGGUGGAGGUGGACGUGGACAUGGACGUCGACAUGGACGUGGACGUGGACGUGGACGUGGACGUGGACGUGGACGUGGACGUGGACGUGGAGGUAGACGUGGAGGUGGACAUAGACGUGGACGUGGAGGACGUGGAGGUGGACAUGGACGUGGACGUGGACAGGGAGGUGGACGUGGACAUGGACGUGGACGUGGACAGGGAGGUGGACGUGGACGUGGAGGUGGACGUGGAGAUGGACGUGGACAUGGACGUAGACGUGGACGUGGACGUGGACGUGGACAUGGACGUGGACAUGGACGUGGACGUGGACGUGGACGUGGACGUGGACGUGGACAUGGACGUGGACGUGGACGUGGACGUGGACGUGGACGUGGACGUGGACGUGGACGUAGACGUGGACGUGGACUUGGACGUGGACGUGGACGUGGACAUGGACGUCGACGUGGACGUGGACGUAGACAUGGACGUGGACGUGGACGUGGAGGUGGACGUGGACGUGGACGUGGAGGUGGAGGUGGACGUGGACGUGGAGGUGGACGUGGAGGUGGAGGUGGAAGUGGAGGUGGAGGUGGACGUGGAGGUGGACGUGGAGGUGGACGUAGACAUGGACGUAGACAUGGACGUGGACGUGGACGUGGACGUGGACAUGGACGUGGACAUGGACGUGGACGUGGACAUGGACGUGGACGUGGACGUGGACGUGGACGUGGACAUGGACAUGGACAUCGACGUGGACGUGGACGUGGACGUGGACAUGGACGUGAACGUGGACGUGGACAUGGACGUGGACAUGGACGUGGACAUGGACGUGGACGUGGACCUGGACAUGGACGUGGACGUGGACAUGGACGUGGACGUGGACGUGGACUUGGACGUGGACGUGGACGUGGACGUGGACGUGGACGUGGACAUGGACGUGGACGUGGACGUGGACGUGGAGGUGGACGUGGACGUGGACCUGGACGUGGAGGUGGACGUGGACGUAGACGUGGAGGUGGACGUGGACGUGGAGGUGGAGAUGGACGUGGAGGUGGACGUGGACGUGGACAUGGACGUGGACAUGGACGUGGACGUGGACGUGGACGUGGAGGUGGACGUGGAGGUGGACGUGGAGGUGGACGUGGACGAGGACGUGGACGUGGACGUGGACGUGGACGUGGAGGUGGACGUGGACGUGGACGUGGAGGUGGACGUGGAGGUGGACGUGGAGGUGGACGUGGACGUGGACGUGGAGGUGGACGUGGAGGUGGACGUGGAGAUGGACGUGGACGUGGACGUGGACUUGGACUUGGAUGUGGACGUGGAGGUGGACGUGGAGGUGGACGUGGAGAUGGACGUGGACGUGGACGUGGACUUGGACUUGGACGUGGACGUGGACGUGAAGGUGGACGUGGACGUGGACGUGGACGUGGACGUGGACGUGGACGUGGACGUGGACAUGGACGUGGACGUGGACGUGGACGUGGACGUGGACGUGGACGUGGACGUGGACGAGGACGUGGACAUGGACGUGGAGGUGGUCGUGGAGAUGGACGUGGACGUGGACGUGGACGUGGAGGUGGACGUGGAGGUGGACUUAGGGGUGGACGUGGAGGUGGAUGUGGAGGUGGACGUGGAGGUGGACGUGGACAUGGACGUGGACGUGGACGUGGACGUGGACGUGGACGUGGACGUGGAGGUGGACGUGGAGGUGGACGUGGAGGUGGACGUGGAGGUGGACGUGGAGGUGGACGUGGACGUGGACGUGGACGUGGACGAGGACGUGGAGGUGGACGUGGACGUGGACGUGGAGGUGGACGUGGAGGUGGACGUGGAGGUGGACGUGGACAUGGACGUGGAGGUGGACGUGGACGUGGAGGUGGACGUGGAGGUGGACGUGGACGUGGACGUGGACGUGGACUUGGACGUGGCCGUGGACGUGGAAAUGGACGUGGACGAGGACGUGGACAUGGACUUGGACGUGGACGUGGAUGUGGACGUGGACGUGGACAUGGACGUGGACGUGGACGUGGACGUGGACGUGGACGUGGACGUGGACGUGGACGUGGACCUGGACGUGGACUUGGACGUGGACAUGGACGUGGACAUGGACGUGGACGUGGACGUGGACGUGGACAUGUACGUGAACGUGGACGUGGACAUGGACGUGGACGUGGACGUGGACGUGGACGUGGACGUGGGCGUGGACGUGGACACGUGGACGUGGACAUGGACGUGGACGUGGACAUGGACGUGGACGUGGACUGACGUGGACAUGGACGUGGACGUGGACUGA
Molecule: messenger RNA, 4710 nt
Organism: Closterium sp. NIES-65
Lineage: Eukaryota; Viridiplantae; Streptophyta; Zygnematophyceae; Desmidiales; Closteriaceae
Source: the annotation of a GenBank genome assembly